AUGUCGGGUUGUGAAUGAUCGGUUUCUGAAGCGGCCGGGAACAUCAACAUAAUGGCUCAGCAAAAGAAUCUGGAGGGAUAUGUGGGCUUUGCUAGCCUGCCCAACCAAGUCUACAGGAAGUCUGUCAAGAGGGGCUUCGAGUUCACCCUCAUGGUCGUGGGUGAAUCAGGACUGGGAAAGUCCACAUUGAUCAACUCUCUGUUCCUAACAGACCUGUAUUCAGCAGAGUACCCUGGGCCUUCACAUCGAAUUAAAAAGACUGUGCAGGUGGAGCAGUCUAAGGUGUUAGUAAAGGAAGGUGGAGUUCAACUCCUACUCACGAUAGUGGAUACCCCAGGAUUUGGAGAUGCUGUGGACAACAGUAAUUGCUGGCAACCAGUCAUUGACCACAUAGACAGCAAGUUUGAGGACUACCUGAACUCAGAGUCACGUGUGAACAGACGGCAGAUGCCCGACAGCAGAGUGCAAUGCUGUCUCUACUUCAUCGCCCCCUCUGGACAUGGGCUGAAGCCCUUAGACAUUGAGUUCAUGAAGCGGUUGCAUGAGAAGGUGAACGUCAUCCCCCUCAUCGCCAAAGCAGACACUCUUACUCCAGAAGAAUGCCAACAGUUCAAGAAGCAGAUCAUGAGGGAGAUCCAGGAGCACAAAAUCAAGAUCUACGAGUUCCCUGAAAUGGAUGACGAGGAAGAGAACCGGCUGGUGAAGAAGAUUAAGGAUCGCUUGCCCCUUGCUGUGGUGGGGAGCAACACCAUUAUCGAGGUGGAUGGAAAGAAGUGCAGAGGGAGACAGUAUCCAUGGGGAGUGGCUGAAGUUGAAAACAGUGACCAUUGUGAUUUUACCAUACUACGAGACAUGCUUAUCAGAACCCACAUGCAGGACCUAAAGGAUGUGACCAACAAUGUCCACUAUGAAAACUACCGCAGCAGGAAGUUGGCUGCGGUCACCUACAAUGGAGUGGACAACAAUCGGGCCAAGGGUCAAAUGUCUACAAAAAGCCCCCUGGCCCAGAUGGAAGAGGAGCGGAGGGAGCACGUGGCCAAGAUGAAGAAGAUGGAGGGGGAGAUGGAGCAGGUGUUUGAGAUGAAAGUCAAGGAGAAGAUCCAGAAGCUCAGAGACUCCGAGGCUGAGCUGCAGCGGCGUCACGAGCAGAUGAAGAAGAACCUGGAGGCUCAGCACAAGGAGCUGGAGGAGAAGCGCCGCCAGUUAGAGGAGGACAGGGCCAACUGGGAGGCCCAGCAGCGCCUGGAGCAGCAGAAAAUGGAUGCAUCCAGAACCCUGGAAAAGAACAAAAAGAAGGGCAAGAUCUUUUAAGAAGAGUCUUCAGAACCACCAUGUUGUACCUUGCCAAUAUUGCCAGCCCAGGAAACCUAUUAUGUGUGGCACUGAACCAAACAGAACAGCUUUGGUCCAGCUCAGCCAUGGUUCUGCAUGUACUGUCACAAAUGACCACCAGAGAGCGCUGCCUGUGGAUUCAACCAAGAAAUGUGUUUACGUUAACUAAAUCUAAGGCCAAACCCAAAUUAUAACUGAAUACUGUCCUCGCCCUGGGUCUUAUCCUCUUCCCCAGAGGUUGCAUUUUUUUCCGAAUGAACAACUGAUGAAAAAAUGCACUGUUGUACAAUCCUUUUUUCGGUGAAGGUUUUAUUUGUUUACAGGGAAAAGCAGAGGUGCAUAUAUAUAUUAUCUGUAUCUUCCAUGAUAAGAUAAAGUAAAAAUGGCAACAAAAAAACAUGGCAUUAACAAAAUGUACUUGGUUAACAGGUAAACCUUGUAAUGAACAACCUCCCCAUGCAGUGUAACCUAACAUUCAACAAGUGUCUCCAGUCACAACACUCACCUUGUUAACAGGAGAAAUUGGAAAUUGGAUAAAGUCUAAUGCACCUUGGGCUUUUUAUCCCCCAAAAAUUGUUGAAGCUUUUUUCCUGAAAUUGUAAUGCUUUUUUGUGUUUAGCAAUUUCCACUAGCCUUGCACCACCAUUUAUAACUUGUGUUACAUUUCAGUUAGUUUAUUUUUAUAUACCGAGCCAAUUUACAUAAUACGUUUUUGUAUGUUAGAAAAUGAUUCUGAGACUUCAGUUUCUGUGGAGGAUUUACUGUUUUCAAUACAUUCAGUAGUCAGUGUGUGCAAGGAGCUGGAAAAUGUAUUUCUGUAAGUUGACAUAACCCAACAUCAGAAUUAGCGAGAAAUGAAAGUCAACACCACAUUGCUUUGGCUAUGUAUUAUCUGUAUUCUCUGCAUUUUUUAUUUUAUUUUUCAUUUGUAUUUGUACAAAGUCACUUAAUAAACCUGUGAUGAUAA
Osmerus eperlanus (European smelt) is the source of this 2299-nucleotide messenger RNA. RefSeq names its product septin 7b (gene septin7b). The record is from RefSeq and is a predicted model, not a curated record. Gene Ontology annotation, molecular function: GTPase activity; GTP binding; molecular adaptor activity. Gene Ontology annotation, cellular component: septin complex; microtubule cytoskeleton; septin ring. NCBI's taxonomy places the organism in Eukaryota, Metazoa, Chordata, Actinopteri, Osmeriformes, Osmeridae. Gene Ontology annotation, biological process: cytoskeleton-dependent cytokinesis; cilium assembly; intracellular protein localization. The transcript is spliced from 14 exons.